AUGUUGUCGGUGGACGUCGCGGCGCUCGCAGCCGCGCAAAACGCUACGGCGGACGAUCUGGACGCGCGUGCCGAAGCCAUCAUUGCGGCCAUGACGCCGCAUCAGUGGAUCGCUCAAAUGGCCCAGAUCAACAUUGGGUACAUCACGUACCCGGACGGCUCGCUGAACGAGGCCGCGGUCGCCCAGUGCGCGCGCAUCGGCGUCGGCGCGUUCCUCAACGGGUUCCUCGACGUCCACCAAUGGCGCUCGAUGAUCUCGCGCAUCCAAGCCAUUUACGCCGAGCAUCACGUUGCCCCCGUACUGUACGGCCUCGACAGUCUCCACGGCGCCAACUACGUGCACGGCGCGGUCAUGGGCCCGCAGCAGAUCAACAACGGCGCGACCUUCAACCCGGCGCUCGUCUCUCGCUUUGGCGCCAUCACAGCCCGCGACUUGGCGGCGGCCGGCGUCAACUGGGCGCUCGCGCCAGGACUUGACGUCGCGCAGCACAAGCGCUGGCCGCGCGUGUACGAAACAUUUGGCGAGGACCCGUACUUGACGUCCGAGCUCGGGGUCGCGGCCGUCAACGGCAUCCAGUCGGUGCGCAGCGUGGCCGCGACGUUCAAGCACUUUGGUGCCUACGGCGCGUCGGCGACGGGCGACGACCUCGGGACGGCUUUCGUGUCCGAGUACGAGCUGCUCAACUACUACACGCCGUCGUUCACGGCGGCGAUCCGCGCCGGCGUUCUCUCGGGCAUGACGGGGUAUGCGUCCAUCAACGACGUGCCCAUGGUUGUCAACGAAAAGAUGACCAUCGAUCUGCUGCGACAGGACAUGGGCUUUGACGGUGUGCUCGUCACCGACUGGGAAGACAUUUACCACCUCAACUUUGUGCAUCACUUGGUCAACUCCAACAUGGAGGCGGUCCGCGUCGCCAUGACCAAGUCGUCUGUGGACGUGAGCAUGGUGCCGUACGACGCGAGCUUUGUCGGGUACGCCGAGUCGCUGCUCAAGGCCGGGAAGCUGCCGGCAAAGCGCUUCCGCGCAUCCGCCAAGCGCGUCAUCAAACUGAAGCUCCGGCUGGGGCUUUUUGACGCGCCCAUGCACGGCGCCGAGGACGUGGCGCGCGUCGGAAGUGGCGCGGACCGUGACGCCGCACUCGAUAUCGCACGCGAGUCCAUCGUGCUCCUUCAGAACAAACAGGAUGUGCUACCACUGCGGAACGAGCCGCGUCUCUUCUUGACGGGGCCGUCGGUCGACAACAUUGGCUACCUCUGCGGCGGCUGGACGUGGGAGUGGCAAGGCCGCCGCGACAACAGCGUCUUUCCGGGUAGCCAGUCGAUCCGUGCUGCAUUUACAUCGAUGUACAAAGACGCUUCCCGCCUUUCGUUUCUUCCGGGCAUUGACAUUCAAGGCAACCAUGUUGGCAACUAUAGCAGUGCGUUAGAAAAAGCCCGUGCAGCCGAGUACACGGUCAUCGUCGUCGGUGAGGCGCCGUACGCGGAAAGCUUUGGCAACAUCAAGGACGCGGCGCUGCCGGCCGGGCAGCUGCAGUACAUUCGCGACAUUGCCUCGACCGGCACCAAGGUGAUCCUCGUCCUCGUCGAAGGGCGCCCGCGCCUCCUCAACGGCGUCGCCGACGUCGUCCACGCGGUCAUCGACGCGAUGCUGCCAUGCCACAUGGGCGGCCAGGCCAUCGCCGAGAUCAUCCUCGGCGUCACCAACCCCAGCGGCCGCCUCAGCAUGACGUACCCCAAGGACGCGACCAAGGACAACAUGGUGACGCCGUACUUCCACCGCAAGAACGGCGUGUGUGUGCUCACGGGCGCGGCGUGUCCGGCCGAGUGGGAGUUUGGCGCGGGCCUGAGCUACACGACGUUUGAGUACUCUAGCUUUGCGCUCAGCGCCAACCAGCUCAACACGUCGUCCGAGUCGCUGACGGCGAGCGUCGUCGUGACCAACACGGGCGCGAUGGCCGGGAAGGAGGCGGUCUUGGUCUUUCUGAGCCAAGGCGCGCGUGCGUCCGGGACGCCCGAGACCAAGAUGCUCAAGAAGUUUACAAAAGUGUCCUUGGCGCCCGGGCAGUCGACCACGGUGACGUUUCCGAUUGGCUUCAACGACUUUGCGAUCUACAACGGCGGCAUUGGGUCGGGUCUCCUCAAGUCGGCCGAAGCCGGCGCGUACUACGUUGGCGUCAAGCCCGAGACGGUCUGCGACGCCAACACGAUCGGACCGCUCUGUCAGGCAUUUGCGUACGCGCCAAAGACGGUGCUGGCCCAGGUGUUUCACUUGCACGACCGGUCCAGUGUGUCGGCGACCGUCGUCGCAGGCCAUGGCCACGCCCUCAGCGUGCCAAAGCGGCUCGUGGGCCUUCUCGGCAACUUGCCCAGUGUCAACAACUGGGUACUGGACGCUGUGCACAACACGCUAUCAAUUGUGGGCUCGGGGCUAUGCUUGGGUCUUGUCGGCGACGGCCUUGGGCUUGGCGACUGCACGACGCCGGAAGAGCACCAACUCUGGCGCCACGAUGCCGCCACCGGUCAGCUCCGCCACCUCGCACGAGUCGAUCAAUGCCUUCAUGUCACCGACAACGACCUUGUCCUCGCCGCCUGCCACGUCACGACUUAAGUGGCGCUCAAACGACGACAUUUGAUUUUGAAGAUACGAAAACGACUAUAGACAAG
This is a messenger RNA of Saprolegnia parasitica CBS 223.65, 2663 nucleotides long. RefSeq lists its product as hypothetical. NCBI's taxonomy places the organism in Eukaryota, Oomycota, Saprolegniomycetes, Saprolegniales, Saprolegniaceae. Gene Ontology annotation, biological process: glucan catabolic process. The record is from RefSeq and is a predicted model, not a curated record. The transcript has 5 exons. Gene Ontology annotation, molecular function: beta-glucosidase activity. The coding region runs from base 1 to 2607 and encodes 868 amino acids.